Eremomyces bilateralis CBS 781.70 is the source of this 1866-nucleotide messenger RNA. RefSeq lists its product as uncharacterized. Lineage: Eukaryota; Fungi; Ascomycota; Dothideomycetes; Eremomycetales; Eremomycetaceae. The transcript has 3 exons. Bases 1 to 1866 code for a protein of 621 amino acids. The record is from RefSeq and is a predicted model, not a curated record.
AUGCCACGAGGAGAGUACUCCGAGGCCAACGACCGGCUUAUCUGCCACUUGAAAGAGGCAGAUAAGCUGUCUUGGCAGGACCUCGCUGUCAAGUACAACGAGGUAAACGGUGGCAAUAACAGCCAAGGGUCUCUGCAGGUGCAUUACGCCCGGCAGAUCAAAGGAAAGAUGGUGUUCUCGCGAACCCAUCCGAACUUUGGGGCGUCUCUUCCGGCGCCCACACCCGCGGCAACCACCGCUCCUGCCAACGCGGCAGGAAAGACAAAGGCUUCCGCGAGAGCGUCCACUUCGCGGAAGGCCGCCGCCGUGUCGUCCGGCCGACCUCGCCGGGCAGUUGGCAAUCCUCCUGCAACUGCCGUCACGGAAUCCUCCCCCUCCGCCUCGGCCCCCGAUGGCAUUGAUCACCCCCCAGUGUCGGCCUUAGCACACAUGGCAAUCCCGGGUCCCUCCACCCGUCGGAGUGCCAGAAUCACAACGUCGGUGUCAGCUGACAUGGUGCUGGGCGGCCGUGUCAUCAAGUCCCGUGCGGCGUCCUCCAAGCCUCAGGAAAUCUCCUCGAAAGCUGCUGCAGCGACGACGUCUAGCCAACCGGUAGAGACUCAAUCUGCUGGUUCUCAAGAACCCACGUCGUCUGCCGCAUCGCAGACCAUUGGCAUUGCUCCGGCCUUCCAGAGCCUAGCAGUCACUAACCGGUCGUCAAAAUCCCAGGUGUUGGAGAGCCAGCCUGCGGGUAACCUAGGGGAGAAAGUCCUCUCUGGUCACGUGACCAAGAGGGGCAAAAAGCUAGAUAGCAACGCCGUGUCCUCUGGCACUCAGAGCAGAAAAGACGCGCUGGCAUCCGCCAGUAGCGGCCUGCUCUAUCCUGUCGUCCCUCCUCCACUCGCAAGCCAAUCCAUCGAAGUGGAGGAUACUGAAACCCACACCAACAUCGUCUACAGCGUUGAAACUCCCGCCGUCCUCGGCGCCGCCAGACCUGGGAGGGUCGAAGGGGCGGGGUCUUCCCAGCCGGUGCGCCGCUCCGGCCGGGUAGCGAAGCCCACUCAUAAAGCCAAAGAACCUGGGAGAGGCAUCGAGGGCCGACAAGCCCGUGACCCGAAGCGAGCUCGCUUUGCUAAGCGGGUCGUUUCCCCUCCUCCUACUGCUGCUGGACGCAAGAGGAAGGUCCAAGAGAGGGAAGUUGAGGGGCUGCCUGAGGGUGGCUCCGUAGUAGAUCAGUGGGGGCUCUCCCGCAUUCGAACAAUCCAGAAAAAUAAGAAUGCGGAGUCUAGGCGGUCGGAGACCGCGGCCAUUUUGGCCAGAGUCGAUCCUCCUCCGGCCCAGGACUGGGAGCCCUUGAGAUGGCAGGAUCAACCACCUCGCCAUCGGGUUGAACCUCCUGAGGUCCCGAUGACCAAAGACGGAUACAGUGUGCGCGCGUUCCGCCCGGGCGAUGGUUCCGACAAUAUGGACAUGUCCAACUACCCAGUGUGGACUAAGCCCGAAGAAUCACUGAGGAAGUCCCAGGAGGACAUCGCCCGGGCACCGGACUCAACGCGUGACAUUCGAUGGCGCCCCUCUAAGGAGAUGAUCGAGAGUCGAAAGGCGAAACGAGAAGCUCAACGUAAAUUGGAUGUGGAGCAGCGAAAGCGGCGCAGAAAUGCUUAUGGGGGAGACGAAAUUGGGGGCAAGGCCCGAAAGUAUGUCCCUGGCAAACGAUCAACCCAAUGGGAAGAUGACGAUGCUCGGCCUGUGCAUUCGUUCACUCCAACUGAGUUUGAUCCGUUUCUUGACUCGGGGCAUGGUUGGCAAUACCAGCCAUGGGUGCUUCCUGGUGGUCCGGCGGCGAACAAGCCUAAGCGGACUAGGAAGCAGAACAAGAAAUGGUAG